UAACACGUCAUUCUAAAGGCAUUUUUGUUUGCAAUUGUUUUGAUCAUUUUAAUAGAGUUAAUUGUUAAUUGCUUUAUUGGAUUACAUAAAAAUAUAAAUUAUUGUGUUAUGCAUUGUUGCAAUUAAUGGAAAUUACUUUAAAUUGUCCUAAUUAUAAGAAGACUUAUUUGUUUUCAAUAGAAACAUAAGAUAAUCAGUUGUAAUUAUAACCUCAAAAUUACUUCCUAAACAUGCAAAACAACAAAAAGUAUUUGUUCGAUAGAAUUGGAACUGUUACCGAUAUGAAUGGAUUUGAUAAAGCAGAAAUUGAAUUUGAUUUAAAUAAUAAAUGUGAGAAAGCCUUAUUAAAGAAGGAGAAAUUUUAUUAUUAUGGAAAACCGGUUCCAGAAGAUGAACAUCUUAGUGACUACAUUAUUCUAGGAUCGAGGGUAAUAUUUUCUUGUCAUGUAUUAAAUAAUCAAGAAAGCAAUGAUGGACAACAUAUUUGGUAUAUUGUGAUAUGUCAGAACUACGAAGAAAAACCUAAUCGACAAUUAAAUUUAAAAACAGGCCUUGUAAAUAUGUCGGGAUGUGUCCGAGAAGUUCAUAAAAGACAUGGUGUACUUUAUACGGAUCACAAUCCAGAUAAGAAUUCAAUGAUUUAUUUUUUAGCCAGCAAAUUUUACAUUGAGGGCAAAAGAUUUUCAUCGUCCAGAUCACUUAAUGAAGUAUUACAAAUAAAUGAUAUUGUAUUUUUUGACGCAAUUCCAUGCAUUCCAGAAGAAAACGAAUUCCAAUGCAACUGGUUUGCUAUCCUUGUCUUUAAAGGCAAACAUCCAGAUAUAAAGCCUAAGCAACAACAAAAAUCAUAUAUCUACGACUGUAUUAGUCGAUUUACAAAUGAGGCUCGAACUGUGUUUUUCUUUGGGACUGGGACUGUAAUGAAUAUUUUCAACGAAGACUUGGGAAUUAUUCUUGGACAAUUCAGACUUAAUCAAUUUCAAACAGUAUUAUUUCAUCGAAAAAAUGCAUUCCUAUUUAAAGUGUGCUUAGCUAACGUCGAUUUAAAUCAGAUUUUUGUUGAGGGUGACAGUGUCAAUUUUAUUGCUGUAGGAGCACCAAAGGGCUUUGUAACAGAUUGGGUUGCUAUUCAGGUCUCAGUUUUCAAUAAUACAGAAAAGGACAAAAAAUUUUUGUGUUAUCAAAAAAGAGUGGCUGCUAAUGGUAACGAAGUCACUUCUUACAAAUAAAUGUAAACGCAAUUAAGAUGAAACUACUUUUUUACAUAGAUUUUAUAAAUGAAGUGAUAAUUAUUAGAUAUUAAGCGUGAAGUAUUCAAUUGUUUACUUGACUUCCUUUACUAAUGAUAUUUGAAUAUAUUGAAUAUAUUCAUUUAAAUGUGUGAUAUUUUCUAAUGUUAAGAAGUAUCGUUAAGAGUUAUUGUUUCAAAGAGUGAGAUUUAAUAAGUCAAUAACAAUAUAUUAAAUAUAUUAAUUAGCAUUAAAAAUUAUUCAAUUAAUUAAUGUUAAUUAUAUAUUAAAUAUUCUAUAAGAUUAAAAAGCCUGUUCAUUAAAGGAGUAUUAAAAUUUUUGAUAACAAUAUAGUGUGAUUUAAACGAAAGUACAAAAUAAUGAAACAAUAAUAUAUCUAGAUUCAACUUGGAUGUUGAAUGUAAACACAAUACGUUUAAGCCUAAAUGUUCAAUUAUUUUCUUGAAAAAAAAAAUAUUGUAACUCAAAGUCUUCUUACAAUUGUCAUUGUACUACUAUUGCUACUGAUGUUCUUCUAUUAACCAAUGUUAAGACUUAAAUAGACUUCAUAAAAUAUAUUUUCGUUAAAAAAAAUGUAAUAUUUAAUUCAUUAAAAAUAAAAAAAAGGAAUUUCUUUUUUAAAAAAUAAAAA
Leptopilina boulardi is the source of this 1881-nucleotide messenger RNA. RefSeq lists its product as uncharacterized. Bases 231 to 1229 code for a protein of 332 amino acids. NCBI's taxonomy places the organism in Eukaryota, Metazoa, Arthropoda, Insecta, Hymenoptera, Figitidae. The record is from RefSeq and is a predicted model, not a curated record. The transcript is spliced from 4 exons.